Pipra filicauda (Wire-tailed manakin) is the source of this 1988-nucleotide messenger RNA. It is a transcript of the gene FAM199X, whose product is annotated as family with sequence similarity 199, X-linked. The record is from RefSeq and is a predicted model, not a curated record. The coding region runs from base 89 to 1240 and encodes 383 amino acids. The transcript has 6 exons. Lineage: Eukaryota; Metazoa; Chordata; Aves; Passeriformes; Pipridae.
GCGCCGCCGCCGCCGGGUGCCUGAGGCGCUCCCGCCGCCUGCCCCAGGCGUCCCCGCCGCCUCCCGAGCCGCCCCCGCGCCCGCCGCCAUGACCGAGGAGCCGUACGAGAAGUUCCUGGCCCCCGAGGAGCCGUGCCCGCUGCUCUCGCACCAGCACCCGCCGCGCGGCGGCAGCUUGAGCCUGAGCGAGGAGGGCUGCCUGGACGUCAGCGAUUUCGGCUGCCAGCUCUCGUCCUGCCACCGCACCGACCCGCUGCACCGCUUCCACUCCAACAGGUGGAACUUGACAUCCUGUGGAACCAGCGUCGCCAGCUCAGAGUGCAGUGAGGAGCUGUUCUCAUCGGUUUCUGUUGGUGAUCAGGAUGACUGUUACUCUCUGUUGGAUGACCAGGAGUUCACCUCUUUUGAUUUGUUCCCCGAGGGCAGUGUCUGCAGUGAUGUCUCUUCUUCUAUCAGCACAUACUGGGAUUGGUCAGACAGUGAGUUUGAAUGGCAGUUGCCUGGCAGCGACAUUACUAGUGGGAGUGAUGUGCUUUCUGAUGUUAUACCUAGUAUUCCGAGCUCUCCCUGUCUGCUUCCGAAAAAGAAAAACAAGCAUAGGAAUCUUGAUGAACUUCCAUGGAGCGCAAUGACAAAUGAUGAACAGGUUGAAUAUAUUGAAUAUUUGAGUCGCAAAGUCAGUACAGAAAUGGGCCUUCGAGAGCAACUUGAUAUUAUUAAAAUUAUUGAUCCUACUGCUCAGAUCUCACCUACAGAUAGUGAAUUCAUUAUUGAAUUGAACUGUCUCACAGAUGAAAAACUGAAACAGGUGAGGAACUACAUCAAGGAACACGGGCCUCGUCAGCGGUCAGCAAGGGAGAGCUGGAAGAGGAGCAGCCACAGCUGUGCAAGUACCAGUGGUGUGAGCGGUGCCAGUGCCAGCAGCAGCAGUGCCAGCAUGGUCAGCUCAGCCAGCAGCAGCGGCUCCAGCGUCGCCAACUCCGCCUCAAACUCGAGUGCCAACAUGAGUCGAGCGCACAGCGAUAGUAACCUGUCCUCAAGUGCUGCAGAGAGAAUCCGGGAUUCAAAAAAACGUUCCAAGCAACGGAAACUACAGCAAAAGGCCUUACGGAAGAGACAGCUGAAAGAGCAGAGACAAGCUCGUAAAGAAAGACUGAGUGGAUUAUUUCUUAAUGAAGAAGUGCUCUCUUUAAAAGUGACUGAGGAGGACCAUGAAGGAGAUGUGGAUGUUUUAAUGUGACAGGGGUGAAUUUAUCAGUGUUCUUUCUAAGCCUUAAAUGUAUUAUCCUUAUUGUUUACAUAUAUUUCCUGACCAAAUUUUGAUUAGUGUUAACAAUAUAAACCAGAUCUUUUCUCAAGUGUAAUUUUGCUAAGAAGGUCUAAGUAUUGAGUAACUUCAGCUUUUUGAGAGUAAUUUUGCAACAAAGAAUUCAGAAACUUAACUGUCUUCUGAAAAGCUGCUCAGUAAAUACAAUUUUAAGGAAACUGAACUUGUCUAAUAUGCUAACUUAACUUACAAGAUUUAAGUCUAGGGGUGCUCUUGGAUGACACAAAGCAUGCAUUACUAUGCUUCAGCUUCUUUGUUUUUUUACAACUUAGAGUUAGUGUCCCACUUGACUUGUUCUGUCUUCCUUUCCCAUUAUUAGCAUGAGGAAAAAUCUUUCUAUUCUGUGGGGCUUUCUUCAGUCUUGCUCUUGAAUUGUACGAAAUCAAAGUGCUGUCAUAAAUUCUUUUCUAAAAGUUGUGAUUUAACUCAAACUACACAGAAAACAAGAAGCAGGACUUCUAAUGCAGGGAAUCUGUAACAAAUACUGCCUAAUAAUGUAGUUCCUAGGAAGCAACUAGAAUUAAAAAAAAAAAACAAGAAGUACAGGCUUAGUCUUCAGAAGCUGCUCAAUAUCUUAGGAUGAUCACUAAUGGUUGACCAGUACAUCCCUUCUAUUUCUAUGAAAAGAUUACAAUAAAAAUGUCUUUAUGCAUUGAAAGUA